Messenger RNA from Dermacentor andersoni, 1242 nucleotides. Its product is annotated as kinesin-like protein KIF18A. Gene Ontology annotation, molecular function: ATP binding; microtubule motor activity; microtubule binding. The record is from RefSeq and is a predicted model, not a curated record. Lineage: Eukaryota; Metazoa; Arthropoda; Arachnida; Ixodida; Ixodidae. Gene Ontology annotation, biological process: microtubule-based movement.
AUGGGUGAACCUGGCAGUGGCCUGCGUCCACAGAGGGAAAGUGAUGCUGAGACCACCAGCAUCGUCCGCGUAGUCACGACGUCCGCUACUAUGGUCAGACCGGUUUCCGCAACAUUGUGGCGUCCUUCCAUGGAGGAGCCUACAAUGACGCCGCCAAACCGCAAGAGGCGUUCUAACGAGACCGUGCAGUCGUCAGCCCCGAAGCGCCGCCUAACGAACAAUGACCCGUCGCCGCCUGGGGCAUCGGUGAACGUGACAUUGCGCGAGCGAAUACUAAGCGAAAGUGAGGCCGAGAUCACCAGCAUUGUCCACGUGGUUGACGACAGGUGCCACGUCUUCGACUCAACGGCCGAAGCGGAGCCUUUCUUUUUCCAGGGACAGUGGGCACGCGCGAGCCUCGUCAAGCCCAACAAAGACCAAACGUUCAUGCUUGAUCAUUUCUUCGAUGAAACAAAUGGUAUUGUGUAUUUGUUUGACACCCCCACGAAGGACAUGCUGACAGCGCUUCUUGAAGGGUGCAAUAGCUCUGUGUUCGCGGACAUUGCGACAGGCGCCGGCAAUACGAUCGCAGUGCUGGGCUCCGAGGAAUGCCCCGUAGUGGACUCUCGUACGGCCAUCGAGUGGUAUGAGCGAGUCGACAAACACCGGGUGGAAGGCCAGACAUUCGACGUAGCAGUAGCCUAUUCGGAAGCUUCCAACAAGGUUGUUCGACAUUUACUGUGCCCCGACCUUGCCAAGGCCAUCGCCAUAUCAAACCUCACCAUACACAAGGUGACGGAGGGUGGCUCCCUCUUCGAGCUGCUAUUGAAUGCAAACAAGAAGGGGACGCAGUACGCCACGGACGCGAAUGCCACGCCAUCAUGGUCGCAUGCAAACUUUCAGAUAUGCGCCACACAGACCGAUAAUGCCACAAACAUGAGCAAGGAAAUUCGCCUCUUGAAGAUUGGCUCUGUUGAGCUUGCCAGAUCGGAGGGCACAGUUGCGGUCAGGUGGAAUAUAAAGCAUUGGAUGAGCGAGGGUAUGAAGCUUCAUAUGUCCUUCCUGGUCCUCGCCAACUGCAUCGACACCCUUUCGAAGAACGGGAUGCAGCAAACGCUUCAUCGGGCUUCCAAGCUGACCCACAUCCUCAAGGACUCUCUGGGUAGCUCGUCCAGCACCCUCAUUAUUGCGGCAGUAACGCUGAGGAAGCUCAGCUACACGGAUACAUACAACAUCGUGAUGUACGCCGAGCGGGCCAUCUAG